GUGUGCCAUUCUGGCAUUUUCAUCGUCAGCAUUCCAGCCGUCUGAUGUCAUAGCACUGAAAACUCCCACAUAUCCUUCCGCAGUGGCGAUAAUAUAAAGUGUUGCUUUUUGUUUUAGGUAAUAUUACCAGUUAUGUAAUUCAAGUAAGUUUGUUGCAAAAUUCGUGCGUUCGGUAGCUCCAUUUUGACGAAUAGCAACGUUUAGGAGGAUAUAGGUCUGAUAUAGUGCUGCGGAUGUAGACGGAACCACUUGUUGCUCUUCCAAUCCCAGGAAGCGAAACACGCUUGGAGCUGGAGUGAACUGUUCGACCAAAGCAUGGGGCGCUUCUUUAGUUUUGGUCCACUGAGGAACAACAGACCAUAUUACAAGCUGCAUCAAACUCUUACCCCUACUGAAAGCACCUAUAUCAAUUGAGUUCGACGACAAGAUCUUUAAGGACCGACUAAUAGUUGGACUUCUACCCUGCAUUUGGCAGCUAACGGUCUGUCAGUUAGCGAUGGUCCCGCGCGCGCAGAGGAGAGGAAGGCUUUCUAUGGACUAAACCAACAGCAGGCCGGCCCGUGAGAAGCGUGAAUCAUGCCCUUGCCAUUCGGCCUGAAACUCAAAAGGACUCGAAGGUACACCGUGUCAAGCAAGAGCUGUCUUGUCACUCGGAUUCAGCUGCUCAAUGGCGAGUUUGUUGAGUUCACACUGUCGGUGGAGAGCACCGGACAGGAAUGUUUGGAGGCAGUAGCCCAGAGACUGGAGUUAAGAGAGAUAACGUUCUUCAGUCUGUGGUACUUCAAUAAACAGAACCAGCAGAGAUGGAUUGACCUGGAUAAGGCGCUGAAAAAGCAGCUGGACAAGUAUGGGCUGGAACCCACAGUUUACUUUGGAGUUGUGUUUUACGUUCCCACUGUCACCCAACUGCAACAGGAAAUCACAAGAUAUCAGUAUUACCUACAGGUGAAGAAGGAUAUCCUGGAGGGGAGGGUCUCGUGUUCGCUUGAUCAAGCUAUACGUCUGGCUAGUCUGGCUGUGCAAGCUGACUUUGGAGAUUUCAAUCAAUAUGAUUCUCAGGAAUUCCUUCAGAAGUUUGCUCUGUUCCCUAUUGACUGGAUUCAGGACGAUCGAGUCCUGGAGGAGGCUACUCAGAAAGUGGCUCUUUUUUAUCAGUCUUUCCGAGGGUUACCUGCUCCAGAUGCAGAAAUGUUGUACAUGCAGGAAGUUGAGAAAAUGGAAGGAUAUGCUCAAGAGAACUAUCCCGCAAAGGACAACACAGGCACAGAUGUUACUCUGGGUUCCUGCCUUGAUGGUAUCUUCGUUAAGUAUAAAAGCGCUCGCCCGCCUCUGUUGUACAGGUGGCAUGAAAUUAACAACAUGAGUCACAAUAGGUCCUUUUUUGCCCUGGAGUUGGCCAACAGAGAAGAAAGUGUUCAGUUCCAGACAGAGGACAUGGAAACAUCUAAAUAUGUGUGCCGGAUGUGUUUGGCCAGAUUAAAGUUCUAUAAGAUCAACAAGAGCAGCCUAGAGGAGUGUGACACCCAAACUUCUGAGGGCUCCCAGAAGUCUCUUCUUACUUUGUCCUUUCCUCGUUUUCCCAUGCUCUCUCGUACCUCUCUGCUCUCUAAUAAGGGCCAAACCCAGUCUACAGCUCUAAACACAGUCAGACGGAGAUCUUCCACCAGAAUAUCUCUGUCCAAGCCUCAGGCUUUCAUGAUGCCCCCCCCACAAAUGCACUACAAUGGUCAUUUUACAGAGCCUUACUCAUCAUCACAGGAUAACCUGUACCUCAACACUCAGAAUGGGCUUUACUACCACUCUCAGACCAGCCUGGACCGGUCUCCCCUUGAGUACGGCAGCGGAGGCCGCUUGCGUAACGGCAGCGUGUACAGCGCCCACAGCACCAGCUCACUGACCAACCCUCAGCACUACCUGCAGCCCUCACCCAUGUCCUCCAACCCCUCCAUCACCAGUGACAUCACCAGACCCGACUACGUUCCGUCCCAUCGCCACAGCGCUCUCAUCCCUCCCUCGUAUCGCGCCACUCCUGACUAUGAGACCGUGAUGCGUCAGAAGACCCGGGGCACAGGGGGAGGAAUGCUUCUGUCUCAAGAGCAUCGGCAGAGCCACUCCAUGAGGAACUUGAACAUUGGGAACUCUUAUGCUUACAGCAGACCAGACCCUCUAGUUUACAGCCAACCAGAGAUAAGGGGCGAGCACGGAGAGAUGUCCCAGUCGCACCACUACCCUUUUCACCUCGGCUCUAGUUUCCAUAGCCCCUCACCUUACCCCUACCCUCCAGAGCGUAGGCCCGUUGUGGGGGCAGUCAGCGUCCCAGAGCUCACAAAUGUCCAGCUGCAGCAGGCGCAAGAGUAUCCCGCUCCGAACAUCAUGAGGACACAAGUGUACCGACCACCGCCUCCUUACCCGUAUGCUUACCCUCGUCCUGCUAACAGCACGCCAGAUCUGUCUCGCCAUCUGUACGUCAGCAGCAGCAACCCUGAUCUGAUCAUCACCAGGCGCGUGCACCACUCAGUCCAGACUUUCCAAGAGGACAGCCUGCCCAUUGCUCAUUCUCUGCAGGAGGUCUCCGAGCCUCUGUACAGCGGACCUCCCCCCAGGCAGCCGUACCACAGUCACAAGCGCAACUCCAUUGAGAUCGCUGGUUUGGCACAGAGCCUCGAGGGGGUGAGGUUCCAAGAGCGGACGUUACCCUCCUCAGCAGCAGAAACGAACACUCCCCCUCCAGCGCCACAUGGUGGUCCCUCCCAGGGCUCGCAGCUGAACGUGUUUCUGGAGCAUUCGAACACCGAGGAGAGGGGAGACGUCAAACAGGAGGUGCGAUACGGACACAAGAAGUCCCUCUCUGAUGCCACCAUGCUAGUUCACAGUAGUGGAGAAGAGGAAGAGUUUGAGGACGAUGGCGGACGUCACACUCCACUUUCAGAGGAGGCCAUAUCCGCCAUUGUUCCCGAGCAGCAGCCACAGCCCCGUCACAGCCUGCCAUCUCCUUCACCUCUCCCGCCUCAACAUCAAACCCACAUAGAGCCUCCUCCUGCGUAUCCUAUCGGCUCAGCGCUGGACCCUUCCAUGACCAGCUCUAUAACCUACAAAGUUCACCCCCGCAUACAAGAAAGCGAGCCCCUUUACCUCCUGCAAGACCUGAGGCAGCCCAGGAUUAUGCCCUCGGUGUCGGAGGGAAACCUGAGCGACCAGGCCAAGAUGAAGCCAAAGAAAGAGCUGAAGAAGAGGCCCGUGUCUGAUGUUCCUUCUGGGAAGAACACUGUGGAGGGUCUGCCACCUGCGGGAAUGAAGAAAGGACUGAGGUCAGAGGUCAGGAACAUGGGCCCCCUGAAGAUGGCACACCUGAACGGACUGUCUGUGUCCAGACAGCCGGUGUAUGAGGAGGCCAAGGAUGACCCGGAGCGAGCGUCUAACGAUGACAGGUGUAAACUGCUGGAGCAGCACAUGGAGCGGGGCGAGCUCCUACGAGAGUUUGAGAACAUCCCCAAGCGUCGCCCAGGGGGGGAGUGCACCAUCGCCCUGCAGCCGGACAACGGAGACAAAAACCGUUUCCAGGACGUUCUGCCAUACGAUGACACUCGCGUGGAGCUGGUUCCCACUAAAGAGAACAACACGGGUUACAUCAACGCAUCACACAUUAGGGUGACGGUCGGUGGACAGGAUUGGAAUUACAUCGCCGCGCAGGGUCCCCUCUCAAACACGUGUCAGGACUUCUGGCAGAUGGUGUGGGAACAGGGCAUCUCCAUCAUCGCCAUGGUUACGGCUGAAGAGGAGAGCGGGCGAGAGAAGAGCUUUCGAUACUGGCCCCGAAUCGGCUCACGGCACACCACGCUGACUUUUGGUCGCUUGAAGAUCACCACGCGCUUCCGCACCGAGUCUGGCUGCUACGCCACCACAGGGCUGAAGAUCAAACACCUCCUGACGGGACAGGAGAGGACGGUGUGGCACUUGCAGUACACGGACUGGCCCGACCACGGCUGUCCGGAGGACUUCAAAGGCUUCCUCACCUAUCUGGAGGAAAUCCAGUCUGUGAGGAGACACACAAACAGCAUCAGUGACCCAAAGCAGACCAUCCCGCCUGUGCUGGUCCACUGCAGCGCCGGAGUGGGGCGAAGUGGGGUCGUCAUCCUGUCUGAGAUCAUGAUCGCCUGUCUGGAGCACAACGAGACGCUGGACGUUCCAAAGGUCCUGAUGGCGCUGCGGGCUCAGAGGAUGUUGAUGGUUCAGACCUUGUCUCAGUACACCUUCAUUUACAAAGUCCUCAUCCAGUACCUCCGUAACUCCAGGCUCAUCUGAUCUGGGGUGCAUGUAGCAUCAGUGUAGCUUUUCCACACGACGAGAUGCUGAAACCAAACUUCUUUUGAAUCCAUUUUCGGCCAAGUAUUAACUUUCUUUGAAGGACGCUUGGAGACACGAAGGAUAAAACGGCACAUGAAGAAACUCGGACUGUGAUCUGCUUCUAAACAGUGUUAUAAACAGAUGUGCUUCAUACCAACCAGCACUUUCAUAGUAUUGAGCUGCACCUAGAAUAUUAAGCAAAUCCUGGAAAUGUAUAGAUGUCUACUGAAAACGGCUGAUUACUUUGCUUUUGACUUGGGUCACUUUUUUAAAGCCGAAUGACUUGGAGUGCUUUGAAAAUGAGAAAUACAUGAAAGGUAUGUGUCAUGACGCAAAGAUAAAAACUCAAACUUCUGGAUAUGACAUAUUUACUUCCUGCAUUAUUAACAGGUUUGCUUUUCCCUUAAAGGCAGUUUACAAAAAAAAGCAGAUUUGCUGAAGGACGGACUGUUGGCUUCAUUCUGCACUGACGGGAACUGUGAUGUAGUGACGUGUUGCACAUUUUCAUUCUUAACUGGAAAGCUUUAUCUGAGCGUUCAACUUUUAAAGCUAUUGUUUUUACGACAAAGUGCCGAAAUGUUAGCGGUGGCACGGCAGAAGGGAUGGUCUGGAUACGGGCAAAGUAUGAAGGAGAGCAGCAUUCUAGAUGAGGCGUAGCUUCAGAGUCCUGCUGCUGAAACGACACAGCGUUGGUUCAUGAAGGAGCAGCUACAGAAACGGGAGGAAACGGAUGCUCAGGAGAGACUUUUUCACACUUAAACACCUUCCAUGGUAUUAAUGAACGCCUGUAUCAUCACGCCAAACUAGAGUCAGACUGAGCGUUUAUUUACCGAGGCUGUAAAAUAGGAACUAAAUCUGCACAAAAACUAUGUUUACAGACGCUACGCAUAAACUAAAGCUAUCCUCUCCCCAACAAUUACAGGUCAUUUCGCUCUGAUUUCUCGUAUCCAAAUCUUUCCUGGUAGAUUUUUCAUUGCCUUUUUUGUGUCUUUUUUUGUGCAAUUUUAUAAAAGAUUUGAGUAAACAGGAGGGGAAAAAAAUGCUUUUGUUAUUGAACUGUAAACGUUUAUGUACAGGAAUGCUGUUUAUAAUGUACACUAUGUAAAAUUCUGCUUUAACUAUUGGUUACUGUAUAAACUAAUGAAAAACAUUUUCAAAUUGUCUCAUGAAAGUGAUAGGCCAUGAAUAAACAUUUGGAGAAAAGU
Molecule: messenger RNA, 5549 nt
Organism: Oryzias latipes (Japanese medaka)
Lineage: Eukaryota; Metazoa; Chordata; Actinopteri; Beloniformes; Adrianichthyidae
Source: RefSeq, a predicted model, not a curated record